AUGUCUUACCAAGGCAGCGUGAACAUCCUGAUGGGCCCAGACCCAAGGGCGACGGAACACGCAUACCAGACGAUGCUGAAGCAACAAGAGCAGCAGAAACGCAAACAGCAGCAGAAGGAGGAAGAGGCCAAGCUAAGAGCCAAGGUCAAAGCCAUGGCUGCAGCGGAUGACGCAUCGUCCUUCUCGAGCGUCUCGACUAUCGUCAGUCUGAGAUCGGCGUUGCGUAGGGGGUUCGGUGGUGCUGCUGCUAAGGUUGAGGGAGCAGCCAGGAGGACGUGA
Exophiala bonariae is the source of this 279-nucleotide messenger RNA. RefSeq lists its product as uncharacterized. The transcript has a single exon. The coding region runs from base 1 to 279 and encodes 92 amino acids. Lineage: Eukaryota; Fungi; Ascomycota; Eurotiomycetes; Chaetothyriales; Herpotrichiellaceae. The record is from RefSeq and is a predicted model, not a curated record.